UGCAGAUGAUGAGUAACGAGCAAGAUUCGUCUCUGAUGAAUAGCACUUUAUCUUCCCAGAACUCAGAUAACGGGGGCGAGGAAUACGACAGCCAACAGUCCAGCCUUACCUGCAUGCUGUUUAACACGAGCGAUUACAUCAUGGACUCCGGCUCGACGCUGUUGCCAGUGCAGAUCAAAAAUCGAGAGACAACUAUCGCAGAAAAAAAUUGUUUCAUUGGUGUAAACUUGUAAUGCACAAAAUGUAUCAGUAUCUCAGAAGGGUUUGUCUUGCUACACAUGCCAGAUAGUAUAUUUUUAACCGCGUUCUAUUCCCUUAGCAGCCUUGCCUGGGAAAUUUUCGUUGUCAUGUAGAACAAACCUGUGAUGCAAAACUUGCAAAACAAUGAAACACUUUUUUCUUGCGACAACAACCGAAGAGCAACUGAAAGUUGCGAAGCAGUCUGUCAUCGUGCAGCAAGUCAUGGCGGCCGCGUGCUCUUCGACGCAGCUGAUGCAGCAAUUAGUAUCGGG
Messenger RNA from Amoebophrya sp. A120, 512 nucleotides. NCBI's taxonomy places the organism in Eukaryota, Dinophyceae, Syndiniales, Amoebophryaceae. The record is from the annotation of a GenBank genome assembly.